AUGGACCUCCUCGACGAGCUUGAAUCCAUGGCUCAGGCAGCAUCAGCAUUUCAGGACGAUGAGAACAUCCCUGAAUCAACUAUCGCGCGGUGGCAAAAGCUAUUUGGCUACUCACCUGCAACGGCCGAGAGGAAGAUCAGAGAGCACCGAAACGACCCUCUCCGCUUCCCCGUUUCUGAUGAUCAUUGGUCUGUCGUGCGAGAUCGGAUGGAGGCCGAGGGACACGACCGAGAAUCUUAUGAAUACUCGUGCAGUGGUAGCGGACGUGAUCUCAACCAGCGCCAGGAGAUGACCAUGAAGGAGAAGCGAAAACUUAGAGCCGCUGUCUUCUUGAUCAAGCUCGAAGGACCCUUGAACAGCGUCAAAGCCGUGAUCCAAGUAGCGGGCCUGUGGUGUCCAUCCUCGACUGAAGUUCUUGCUGCCACCAACCUCUCUGGACAGCCGUGUUCGUUCUUCAAGAUCAACGGUAUGGAUAAGCUGGCCAUUGAAGCAUGGUUGAAAGAAAAUCCUCACCUUGGUUUUGAACCAACCAUUAUCAAAGAUCCGUAUGCACUAAAGGAUCUCUCGCCCACUUCUUUGUAUCUAACGCUGGGUAUCGAUACAACACUGCCCCAAUUUCGACCUGGACCUGCCACGACACCUCGCCCUUCACAGAACGAAUACCCGGUCUGGUACUUCUUUUACGGAACGCUUACCGAUGCAUCCUUUCUAUCGAAGCUCUUUGGACCAGAUUACCAAGCUCAAUACCAUGCAGCCACUAUUCAAGGCGGAGUUUUGACUACUUGGGGAAAAUACUAUGCGUUAGUGGACGAUCCAAGUCACACCAACUUGGUCCUUGGAAAGGCAGUUCUCAUCGAGACUCGAGAACAGGAAGAUCGUCUACGGGCAUAUGAGACAAGUGCUUAUGAAGUGGUUCGAUGCAGCAUCGAGAUGGGUUCGGAUAUGCCUGUAGAUGGGUUGACUUUUCGCUUUAUCACCGAUAUCAUGGAUUAG
Molecule: messenger RNA, 993 nt
Organism: Fusarium tjaetaba
Lineage: Eukaryota; Fungi; Ascomycota; Sordariomycetes; Hypocreales; Nectriaceae
Exons: 1
Coding region: 1-993 (330 amino acids)
Source: RefSeq, a predicted model, not a curated record